Molecule: messenger RNA, 909 nt
Organism: Cadophora gregata
Lineage: Eukaryota; Fungi; Ascomycota; Leotiomycetes; Helotiales; Ploettnerulaceae
Exons: 4
Coding region: 1-909 (302 amino acids)
Source: RefSeq, a predicted model, not a curated record
AUGGUCAAGACGUUGUUGCUGUGUUUUAUACACGGCUUCAAAGGAGACGAAGAGACCUUCUUUGAAUUUCCAGACGCACUCAAGAAAUCCGUGUCGCAAAAGUCCCCACAUCUGGAUGUGCAGACGAGAGUAUAUCCCAAAUACGAGACACGAGGGGAUCUAGCCGCUUGUGUGGAGACAUUCAGAGAAUGGCUGCAAGAUCAGGUUACCAAUCUUGAAAGAGAUGCCGCGACUCCAUCUGCUAUUCUGGAUCCUUCAGUGGGGGUAGUCUUGGUGGCUCAUUCUAUGGGAGGUUUUGUGGCAGCCGACGCAUUAUUCUCGGUGCUUGACGAUAGACCAGUGUCGAAUAUACCAGGGCAGAUGUUGAUGUUCCCGCUGAUUCAUGGCGUCCUCACUUUUGACACGCCCUUCAAUGGGCUGUCUCGCUCCAUGUUUGCGUAUGGAGCAUUCUCACAGUAUCAGAACCUGAGCUCGGUUUGGAACAUCUUUUCAACUGUAUCCUCUUCCCUCACUGGAGCAUCGACUCCUUCAGCUCUAGCCACCACAGCUCAAGCAUCCUCUUGGAUGCGCUGGCAGACACUUGCUGCCCGUACCGGAACAUAUGGUGCUAUCGUGGCAGGAGGAGUCGCGGCGUACAUCCACAGAGAUAGCAUCCGCACCUCCCUCUCAAAAAUCAAGAAGGAAGAUCUCAAUCCUUACAACAUCAACUACAAAGACAAUGUAUCGCGAGGGCUCACCUACGUGAGUCGCGACAGUAUUGGUGAAGGCUUUGCAUGGAUGGCAAGCCAUCUUAAAUUCGUCGGCGCUCUAAUGAAACAAGCACAACUGACGACCCGGCUUGAAAGACUCAGCCAACUCGAAGGCUUGGGCAUCAAAGAUCUCUACACCUCUCUCGGCGAAAACGGCUAG